Molecule: messenger RNA, 2413 nt
Organism: Durio zibethinus
Lineage: Eukaryota; Viridiplantae; Streptophyta; Magnoliopsida; Malvales; Malvaceae
Source: RefSeq, a predicted model, not a curated record
CACUAAGUUAAAGCCCAAGUUCACUUCCACUUCGUUUGGACUUAAGACAUGGAUUCGUUGCUGGAUUUUUCUUCUUCUUUACCUCAUGACAACGCCGUUGGCACCCUCCAACAAGAAAAAUGCCCCUCCACCGCAUGAUCCUUCUCUCUCCACCGUCACAACCACCGCCACCUCCGCCACUUCUCCAUCUCCGCCCCACACAAAAACGUAAACCCAAAUUUCUUCACUUUAAUUCACCCUUGAAUCUUCCCUUUAUACCCAGACUCAAACCCAUAAAUUCCGUUAAACUCUCGUUAAACCCCCAAACCAUGCAAAAGCCACUUUCUAAAACCCUUGAAACCCUCACCAAACUCAAACCAUUCCUCCAAACCAAUCACCGAUCCAUCCUCCUAGGCUGGCUCUGCAGUUCCGUCUCAGUUUUUUCCCUUUCCCAAAUCAUCCCCAAAAUUGGUUCCUUUUCUUCGAACUUAACUAACAAUGUUUCCGUUUCAAAAUUGCGUGACCAAGGCCUUGUUCUAGGGUUUUUGGUGUUGGUCAAGUUGGUUGCUCGUUACUGGCAACAAGCUUUUUUAUGGGAAGCUGCGUUAAGGACGGUGUAUCAGAUGAGAGUUUUCGUUUUCCAGAAGGUUUUGGAGAGAGAGUUGGGUUUUUUUGAAGGUGGCAAUGGGGUUUCUUCUGGGGAUAUUGCUUAUCGGAUUACAGCUGAGGCUUCUGAUGUUGCUGAUACUGUGUUUGCUCUACUCAAUGUGAGCAAUCGAGUAUUACUUAAAACUAUUGUGCCCAGCUCGCUGCAAUUAUUUGCUAUGGCGACUCAGAUGUUGGUUAUCAGUCCUUCCCUCUCCUUGAUUUCAGCAAUGGUGGUUCCAUGUAUGGCUUUUGUUAUAGCUUAUCUAGGUGAAAGACUUCGUAAGAUAUCUAAAAGAGCUCAUUUGAGUAUUGCCACACUUGCAGCUUAUCUGAAUGAGGUCCUCCCAGCCAUUCUUUUUGUGAAAGCAAACAGUGGAGAGUUGUCCGAGCAUGCCAGAUUUAGAAAGCUUGCCUUUGAAGAUUUAUCUCAAUGCUUGGCAAAGAAGAAAAUGAAGGCAUUAAUCCCAGUGAUUGUACAAAUUAUUUAUUUUGGUGUUUUAUGUAUACUUUGCAUUGGAUCCCUGGUGGUUUCAUGUGGUUCUUUUGAUGGCUGUAGCAUCGUUUCUUUUGUAACAUCACUGAUUUUGUUGGUUGAGCCCAUCCAGGGUGUGGGUAAAGCAUACAAUGACUUGAAGCAAGGAGAACCGGCGAUUGAACGCAUAUUUGAUUUGACCAAGUUGAAGUCUGAGGUUAUUGAGAAACCGGAUGCCAUUGAUUUAGACCUUGUCAAGGGAGAGGUGAAAUUCUGUGAUGUCUCAUUUAAAUAUGUGGACAACAUGCCUCUUGUUCUGGAUGGGUUGAACCUCAGUAUAAGACCUGGGGAGACAGUUGCUCUUGUUGGACCAUCUGGAGGAGGAAAGACGACACUUGUAAAAUUGCUUCUUCGUCUUUAUGAACCUUCAACUGGUUCUAUACUUGUUGAUAACCACAACAUAAAGAACAUCCGAUUGGAAAGUUUGAGAAGACAUGUUGGUCUCGUUUCUCAAGACAUAAUACUUUUUUCUGGGACAGUUGCAGAAAACAUUGGGUACAGGGAUCUAAUGACAUACAUUGACAUGGAGAGAGUUGAGCGUGCAGCCCAAAUUGCAAAUGCAGAUGAAUUUGUCAGAAAACUCCCAGAAGGAUACAGGAGCCUUAUUGGACCAAGGGGAUCACUUUUAAGUGGAGGUCAGAAGCAAAGACUAGCUAUCGCAAGGGCACUCUAUCAGAAUUCAUCUAUUUUGGUUUUGGAUGAAGCAACUUCUGCUCUAGACAGUAGGUCUGAGUUAUUGGUGAGGCAAGCUGUUGAGCGCUUGAUGGAAAAUCAUACAGUGCUGGUCAUAGCCCAUCGAUUGGAAACGAUUUUAAUGGCCGAUCGAAUAUUCCUUCUUCAAGAUGGGAAACUGCAGGAGUUAGCUCGGUCAACUUUUUUGGCUGGUCACCAUGACUCACUGAUGUCUACGGGUGUUGUGAUUUGAGUUCAUUCAAGAGCAUGAUUCAGAGAUUAUAAUAGCUGCUGUUCACAACCUGCAGAUUAGCUUAUGUUCAUCCAGUUUCAACAUCCGCUGAUGGCGCUUCCAAUCUCCAUGCAUUGUCAAAAGGUUGCCAUGUGAUCUGCAACAAAUUACUAGAGUCGAAGCUUUCUCAUCCAGUUGUUGAUGUAUGUAUUACUAAUAAAUUUGUAAACGGUUCAUUUGUUGUUGCAUAUGUUAAUGAAUAAAUAUAAUGGUGGAAUUAGUGUUAUCCUCAAUUUGUUUAUAAAAUUAACUAAUGGUUCUUUUCAAUAAAAUUUUUGAAUAUUCAGUUC